Messenger RNA from Owenia fusiformis, 1269 nucleotides. The record is from the annotation of a GenBank genome assembly. NCBI's taxonomy places the organism in Eukaryota, Metazoa, Annelida, Polychaeta, Sabellida, Oweniidae.
GAACUGAAAUUUUGCGAUUUGGAAAUGUUCUCGAGGAAUCUCAACUAAACAAGGCACAAUGGAUGACAAAUUAAACUAAGGAUUAGAAAACCAAGAGAACUAAGCCUUGAUUAUAUUACUUAUAGUCUCAAAAAUGCAAGUGCUACAUACGUGGAUUACAUGUUCGAUGUUUGGAAUGUUUCUGCUGAGAACCGAUGCUCUCGAUGUGAGUUAUUUGGAAGAGAAAUAUGGCACAUCUAUCCAAGCAGUGUUGUGUAUAUUAUUCAAUGACGACUUGUGUAAAUAUGAAAGAGGUCGUGGGAAUCCCCAGGACGCAUCGGAUGCAAUUAGAAAUGUUUUAGUAAGAGGACGUGCCCAACAAAACAUUUGUAGUCCUUACAGCUGCACAGAUAAGCCAAAAAUUGCUCCAAUUAACCUGUGUAUCGCAAUCCAGAAGUCAUGCACAGUGAGUUAUUCAGAAGUCAAGUGGGCAUAUGAACAUGCUAAAGGCCUUAUAAAGACAAUUAAUAAUGCUGCGAUGAUAAGCACUGUCAUAUAUUCCGACAAGGCGAAAGUCCAACCAAAAAUAAGACGUCUACAAGGCAAAAGAGUAAAAGGAGCACUUUUGAGGAAAUUCAAACCAAAAAAGGAUGAAGAAUGUGAAGAUUGCAAAUCGAACACUAAAGACGCGAUUCAAAAAUGCUGGGAGGAGUUUAACAGAACAAAGAACACACUGCAAGAUGUAAUGAUCAUAUACACCGAUGGGGUCUCAUUCGAUACAAGAUUCAAUCUAGCUGAGGAAAGAAAUAACACACUCAAGAAAGCAAAAGAAAGCCAUGAAAAAAAUAUUCAAACAUUUGUUAUAAAAUAUAAAAACCAAAAAGGCUCCAUAAAAGGAGAUGUGGAAUGGAACGCAUUGAACAAUCCCGGUGUUCUUAAAGACCUACAACACCCUGAACCCAUGAGUCUCACAAAGGAUUUUAAAGCUUCAACAUUUCUGACCGAUUACUGUGAGGCGAUACCUGAUUGCACACAAAAACCUCCACAAUGCGGAAAGAUUGACCUCGUUUUGAUUAUCGAUCGAUCCAACAGCAUCCAGUUUUCUGAUAUUAAGCGCACCAUCAAAUUCCUCAGCAAUAUGGUCAAGAAUCUUCAGGUUGACAGCGACCAUAUACGCGUUGGUAUCAUCUCAUAUAAUCAGAUUGUCUACGUACAUUCGGAUGUCAAUGAAGCACUUAGCAAGGUCGAGGUGCUGGCCAGGAUUGAUGAGAUCCCAAGUUCAAAUGCGCU